AUGGCAUACGGCUGGGUUCCAUCUCAGUGCUAUAAUGGCGACCUCGUCAGCACGUACAAUGCAUACAACAUGAGCCCUUGGGCAUUCGACAAGAACCUCACCAAGCCAGCGUCUGAACAAGUGCUUAUGGCUGGGGAGAGGAGGAUUCUCUACACGGAUCUGCGAUUCCACCAAGAGCACUGUUUCUACACAUGGCAUAACCUGCUCCACAGCGUCGAGCAUCAACGGCCACUGAUUCACAACUUAUCGGCGUCCACCGAACAUAGACACCACUGCAAGGGACUAUUUUUGCACGGGGAAGCGCCAACGGGCCCUGUCGUGCCAGCAUUCUUUCAUUGUGUGGCCAAGAAAGAGCCGUUCAUGCUUCGAGAACACAUGUAUGUGGAGAAGUGA
Molecule: messenger RNA, 393 nt
Organism: Colletotrichum acutatum
Lineage: Eukaryota; Fungi; Ascomycota; Sordariomycetes; Glomerellales; Glomerellaceae
Exons: 1
Coding region: 1-393 (130 amino acids)
Source: RefSeq, a predicted model, not a curated record